Molecule: messenger RNA, 884 nt
Organism: Carya illinoinensis
Lineage: Eukaryota; Viridiplantae; Streptophyta; Magnoliopsida; Fagales; Juglandaceae
Product: protein PELPK1-like
Exons: 1
Coding region: 84-590 (168 amino acids)
Source: RefSeq, a predicted model, not a curated record
UAUACGUUGUCUUCUAUCAACACCACAAGCCAAUACCUGAAGUGAACCAGCUCCAAAAACAUUCUUCUCCUAGCAUUUAAACCAUGGCUUUUUCCAAGUAUUGCUUACUUCUGUCUAUGAUCAUGGCAUUGUUAUUCUCAAGCACCGAGAUGAGUCUCGCUGCUCGGCACCUCUUGGAUACACCAACUGCUCCGCCCCCAGCAUUGACACUGCCUACAAUACCAUCUCUGCCCAAGGCGACCCUGCCUCCACUGCCCUCUGUGCCAACGCUGCCUAAAGCCACAUUGCCACCACUGCCUAGUACGCCAUUGCCUACUUUGCCGACUCAACCUACUCUUCCAAAGCCCACAUUGCCACCAUUGCCGACAAACCCAUUGCCAACACAGCCAACUCUUCCAAAGUCCAUGUUGCCGCCGCUGCCAAGCACCCAAUUCCCAACACUGCCAACAAUACCCACCGUCCCCAAGGUGGCACUACCUCCACUGCAAGCUAUUCCAAUGCCCACCAUUCCAAACACAAUACCUUCAAUCCCCUCCAUUCCAACUACUAUCCCGACAAUUCCCUUCCUCUCCCCACCACCUUCAAAUUAAACACUAGUUCUUGAGAUGCCACAUUUCCAUUAUUCAUUCUUCUAUAUACUUUGUUUGCGCUAGUACUCAUGUUGUUCUGGAUUAUGAUAGAACUUGAUUCUCUAAUUAUAUUGAGAGCUUUCACAGUCUUUAGGGGUUCAUUUGCAUUUAUCUGUACAAUAGAUUUUGAUGUUUUAUUUCUAUAAUUUUCAUCAUGUCAAUUCUCUUUGAUCAUGUCGGUAACAUUUGUGAGUGUUAUUCUAUUGUAAUCGUCCAUAUGACUAAUGAAAAUAUGAUAUCUUUUGUGUUUUAUUA